Molecule: messenger RNA, 542 nt
Organism: Coregonus clupeaformis (lake whitefish)
Lineage: Eukaryota; Metazoa; Chordata; Actinopteri; Salmoniformes; Salmonidae
Product: thyrotropin-releasing hormone-degrading ectoenzyme-like
Exons: 4
Biological process (GO): proteolysis; peptide catabolic process
Cellular component (GO): cytoplasm
Molecular function (GO): metalloaminopeptidase activity; peptide binding; zinc ion binding
Source: RefSeq, a predicted model, not a curated record
ACUCCUGGGAUUUUUCCGCAGCUCAUAUAUGCUGCAGGGAGAGAGAAGGUACAUGGCGGUGACACAGUUCUCCCCCACCCAUGCCAGAAAGGCCUUCCCGUGUUUCGAUGAGCCCAUCUACAAGGCCACGUUCCGGGUCAUCCUGAGACACGAUGCGUCCUACCUCUCUCUCUCCAACAUGCCUGUAGAGGCCUCCAUCUCUGAUGAUGAUGGCUGGGUGACCAACCACUUCUCCAGGACCCCUCGUAUGUCCACCUACUACCUGGCCUGGGCAGUCUGUAACUUUACCUACAGAGAGGUAACCACUGACAGCGGAGUGGUGAUCCGGCUGUAUGCCAGGCCCAACGCCAUCCAGAGCGGAGCGGGGACUACGCGCUCCACAUCACAAAGAGACUCCUCCAGUUCUAUGAGGAUUACUUCAAACUCCGUCAAGGUCACCCUCUCCACCAGCGCCAGUCUUGGCACCAGCACCAGCCCCCAGCCCCCGGCCGCCGCACCCUUCAUCAUGGAAGUUAUUCACCAUAACCACCGCCCACGCUGGC